AUGAGAGAGACGAUUUCCUUGCUUCUACUCUUCCUUCUCCUUUCAUCUCCUCUUUCCUCUUCCUCCACUCUUGAGUUCAGAGACUCUCUCUCUGAUCUCUCUCAACAGAGCACCCAACAUUGCUCAAAUUUGAAAUCCACAGACAAGUUCCUUUGCGAGCUCACUGGUGCAAUAGAUGCUCAAGGCCCACGCUCACCCAGUGCUCCCCCACUGCUAAAUUCCACUUGCAAAUUCAAAGAAGAUUGUGUCUAUAGCACCUACUACCCCUAUGCCACUCCCCCUUCUCCAGAGCUCGAGACCAUUCUCGAUAAGUAUGUAGCCAUGCGUGAACGAUGUCUAGCCAAGGACUCUGAUACCCUAUUGGACACCUUCCAUUCAUCUGAGCGCCCAAAUUGCCAAUAUGUUAUAUGGAGGCAAACCAACGCAGGCUUUGGUAAUCGAAUCAUAUCCUUGAUCUCCACCUUCCUGUAUUCAAUUUUUUCAGCUCGUGUCCUUCUUGUUGAUUACCCAAACUGGAACGAUCUCUUCUGUGAGCCCUUUGCAAGGUCCAGCCUUAGAGUCCCUCAGGGCUAUCCUUUAGACUAUAGCCUCGGUGCAUCAUACUUGCAAUAUCUCGAUGCCAAGUGUGGAUCACCAAGGGGUAAUGCUGGUAGCAGUCCAUGCAACCAGACAAUUGUUCAUCUCAUAUUAGACCAUGCGUCUCCUAUUCGUGAGUACGACUCUGUACUGUGCCCGUUGGGCUAUUCAAGACUAAGGAACAUUCCCUUUGUGAUGAUUAGGGAUAGUAACCAAUACUUUGUCCCAGGUUAUUAUGCAAACCCUGUGCUAAGACCAUUGAUGGACUUGCUAUUCCCUGAGAGAAACAUAUUUCAUGUGCUCUCAAGGUUCCUGCUCUUCCCUAGUGAUGCAAUGUGGGGUUCUAUUAGGCUCUAUCUUGAUGUCCAUGCUAGCCGGCGUGUGGGUCUCCAAAUUAGGGAGUUCAAAAUAGGUAAGUACACAACAGAAUAUGAUGACAACAUAGUUAGAUGCUUAAGGGAAAGGGGUGGCCUUCUACCUAAAAGAUUUAGGAAGAGAGUAUGUGAAGAUGAGUACUUGGCCAUCCAUGUCGCCACUCUAGAGAAAGGUCACGUGGGAAGAAUGAACGAAACAAUGAAGAUCAUUGAGGAAGAGACUGGGAAGGAGGUCAGGGUGAAGUGGCAAGAAGUCGAGAGUCGAGAGUUGCAUGAUCUUACGCAACAGAAAGAAGCCCUUAUAGACAUGUGGGUGCUAAGUACAAGUCAUGUGUUGAUAACAAGCAUGGAGUCCACUUUUGGUUAUGUGGCCAAUGGUUUGAGUGGGGUGCCCUCAUAUUUCAUAGACAAGGAGGAGAGUGAGAGUUGUAAGGUGAACCAUGGUGUAGACCUAUGUUUCCAUCAGGCACCAAAGAUGCUAGUUUGCAGCGAUGAUGAGCCUGUGAGAUAUAGAGCAUAUGAUCUUUCUGUCAAUUCUUCAUGGAUACGGCCAUGUGUGGAUCGCCUAGUUUUUGGAUGGAGUUUAGCUGGAGAAGUUUCGUAUCCAUUGUAG
This is a messenger RNA of Amborella trichopoda, 1563 nucleotides long. RefSeq names its product galactoside 2-alpha-L-fucosyltransferase. NCBI's taxonomy places the organism in Eukaryota, Viridiplantae, Streptophyta, Magnoliopsida, Amborellales, Amborellaceae. Gene Ontology annotation, cellular component: Golgi apparatus; membrane. Gene Ontology annotation, biological process: xyloglucan biosynthetic process; cell wall biogenesis. The record is from RefSeq and is a predicted model, not a curated record. Gene Ontology annotation, molecular function: galactoside 2-alpha-L-fucosyltransferase activity.